Messenger RNA from Coccidioides posadasii C735 delta SOWgp, 4426 nucleotides. RefSeq names its product suppressor of tub2 mutation (gene STU1). The record is from RefSeq and is a predicted model, not a curated record. Gene Ontology annotation, cellular component: cytoplasmic microtubule; spindle microtubule; microtubule organizing center. Gene Ontology annotation, biological process: mitotic spindle assembly; astral microtubule depolymerization. Gene Ontology annotation, molecular function: microtubule binding. NCBI's taxonomy places the organism in Eukaryota, Fungi, Ascomycota, Eurotiomycetes, Onygenales, Onygenaceae.
AGAGGAGCGAAGUAGCAAUAACUGCACGCUGUUCAGGCGUAUCGACCGGCGCUUCUUGUUUGCUGGGCCAGUUCGGCAGGAUACCAGUGAUUUUCGGAAACCCCAACCUAAAACUUUAGCUAGUGUCAGGUUGCCCGCCAUCCUCCUGAAGUAAUAUCCUACCCCACGCGGAAUUUUGACUAUUUGAUCACACUCCCUCCGUCAUCGAACCCCCGCUUUACUUUCCCUGCUCCGCCUGGAUAACCAUUAUUUCCGAGUACCACCGUUUCCAAUGAGAUUCACCAACCCCGCCAUUUGACAAUGGAUGCAAGGGCAACGGAGCUUCUGGCGACGCUGCGAAACGGCAACGUUUCCGUCGAUGUCAAAACCACCACUCUCGCGAAACUCAAAUCAGAAAUCAAGCAAAAGCAUGUCCCAGACGCAGCUAUCUCCCCCCUAUUCGAAUCGUUCCGACUAGCGAUCGCUUCACAGCAUUAUUCUCUCUCUUCGGCCGGGUUUUCUGCACUUGGACAUUUGCUGAAGCGCCUUACACUUCAAGAGCAACAUGAAGCGAUCGCGCUCCAAGGCCGUGCCACUUAUCAGCUGCUGCUCGAAAGACUGGGCGAUCACAAAGAACGAAUACGAUCUCAGGCUGCACAAGCCUUUACGGACUUUUGGCCAGCCGCCUCAGCUGACGUAGAGCAUCAUGUUCUCGGGGCGGCUUUGAUCGGUAAAAAUGCCAGGGCAAAAGAAACGAGCAUGGUCUGGCUCGCGAAGAUGACACGCGAAUAUGGUCUGCUCUUCCGUAUCUAUGUGCCGGCCCUCGUUACUUGUCUCGAAGACGCGGACGGGGUCGUGAGAGACACGGCGAAGUCGACAGUGAUAGAGCUAUUUCAGAGUGCCCCGCCUCGAGCUAUAUCGGAUCUGAAAAAGCAGCUCAUCCAAAAUAACGUGAGAAAGUCAAUUGCGACCUCGAUUCUUUCUAGCCUGGGUGCCAAUAUCGUUGCCGAUUCCGAGACGUCUUCCUCAUUUCAGUCGCAGUCAAGGUCCGAUAUUACUAGACCUGCUACCAGUUUUUCUCAUCGCCGUGAGGAGGUACCGCGCUCGCAGUCCGUUCUUUCCAUGCGCUCACACUCAAACGCUGAUGUACACAAUAUUCCUAAAAUUGAUGCCGCCUUCAAGAGUCAAUCGAAGCCAACGAGGAGUGGUCAUUCUAGCAAGGACCCAACUUUAUCUCACACGGCUAGCUCUGAAUCCCUUCCAGCACCACGCCAAGACACAACGGAUGGGGAGGGGUUUGAGCCGCUUUAUAUUAAUUCGCACCGGGAAUUUGACGAUAGUAUUCGUGAGAUGCUCCCUCAUUUUGAAGGGAAAGAGUCGGAACAAAAUUGGAUCCUCCGUGAGAAGAGCAUCAUGACGCUUCGUAGAUUGACCAAAGGCAAUGCUCCACAUGAUUAUCAACAGUAUUAUCUCGCGGGCAUCAAAAGCGUGCUGGAUGGAAUCUUGAAGACUGCCAACUCGCUGCGUACAACCCUCUCAGCCGCGGGUUGCUAUUUACUUCAAGACAUUGCUCGGACUUGUGGUCCCGCCAUUGAUCCCAUGGUCGAAAUCCUCCUCCAAAGUCUGAUCAAGCUCAGUGCUGCGCUUAAAAAGAUCACCGCUCAAAAUGGCAACGUUACGGUAGAUGUUAUCAUUGGGAACGUCUCAUACACCGCUCGAAUUUUACAGCACAUCUGGGGAGCAUGCCAAGACAAAAAUGUCCAGCCGCGCCAAUUCGCAACAGGUUGGAUUAAAACAAUCAUCAUCCGACAAGGCAAGCACAAAGGGUCAAUCGAGCAUAGUGGAGGACUGGAUCUCAUCGAAAAAUGUAUCAAGAAAGGCCUAGGUGACCCUAACCCAGGCGUAAGAGAGAGUAUGCGUGGGACCUUUUGGGCUUUUUACAGCGUUUGGCCUGAAAGGGCCGAUGUUAUAAUGUCUGCUUUGGAACCAAAAUCGAAAAACCUUUUGGAACGGGAUCCUAAUAACCCCCACCGUGGCGUAGCCUCUCAAUCCUUUGAUGGUUCUCGAGGAAGUCAGCCUCACUCUACGAAAUCAAGUCUCAAAGAGGCCAUUAAUGCACAGAAGAAAGCCCGUUUAGCGGCAUCAAGUAACGUUCCUUCUCGGCCUGAAUCUGCACAGUCCUCGUUCCCCGACCCAAAGUCAGGCCGGCCUGCCCCUCGUAGGCCGACAGGCACUUCCACUAUUCGUGUGCCAACAGGGGAAAAAUUAUCGCAAAGUGCAUCUUUGUCAUCAGCUCCCAUGCGACCGGCAUCUCGUCCCCGACGGCCAGAACUAGUAAGGCCUGCUACCGCCGAUCCCUAUUCUUCUCGCAGAUCUGCCGCUCCUACCGCACAAUCCAAAGCGUCAAGCCCAUCAGACAGCCCUCAGAAAUCAAAGUCAAAAUUAAUGACAACUCCACGCUCGCGAAAUCCACUCGCUCGGCCUAAAUCGAGAAUGGACAACGCAGCAAAUGUGACAAAUGAUAAGCAAAGAGCGGAUCCAGCUGCGACGCUGGCACCCAAAAUGCGCCGCAGGGGGCCUUCGGAGCCGGACGUUGUGUCGGCGGCUGCCAGAGCAAGAAUCGCAAUCCUGAGUCCUUCAAGGACGGAAGGGGACUUCAGCGUGGCCUCUUCCCAAGUUAAAAUAGAUCACAAGGCCGAAGAAGCUUUUCAGGGUACUCCUACUAGGGGAAUUGAGAAUGGCACGCCCUUGCCAGCGUCUCCGCUGCGUUCACCUCUGAAAGGAGCUUUUAGCACUCCUACUCGUAACCGUAAGUCGAGCGACGGAGCACCUCCCUCGCGAAUUCCCAUCUCGCCUUCAUAUAGUUCCCGAAAAAGUAGCGAGGAGCCAAUGUUGCCUCGCACUCCUCUCGACAGCCGACGUUCAAGGGGCGAAAGUGAUGGGGCUGCGUCACAAAUUCCAGCUCCCGUUGACCAGUCCCCCAUUAUCGAUGCUAUAAAUUCGCAAGCCCCAGGCAUUUUGAAAGUUUACGAAGACCCCCAGUCUCCACAUUCUAAACACUCUAUCGUCCUAGGUGAUACGGUUCCGAAAACGCCGGGGUCCCAGGCAAAGGUGAUGCCGCUUGAAGAAUUACCGCUCAACGAGUCUACAACUGUCCCUAACCGGAAGCACAACCAAUUACCCGAGCACACCCCUUUGCUUCAACCUAGCCCAAUCCUUACUCCAUCCAGCGAAAAUUCACACCGGCGAUGGAAGAAAGUCGAAGGCUCCGAAAGACGAAGAAGCCUUAGUCCACGGUCAAAGGAUCCUGUGAAAGCACAGGAUAUGAUCACGCGUGGAUUGGCUCGAAUUCGCACAGGUGCCUUAGAUGUUCAUGGAUAUAGGAAAUUCCAGAACCUCAUCAAAUAUCACGAGUCUAUAUCCAAGGAUGACACCAAAUAUGAAGACAUCUUAAUGGCACUAUUGGAAGCGCUAGAAAAGCCAGAUGGAGAUAAAGGCGCUCCAUCCGGUCGUUCUCUCGACCUCAAGACACAAGUGCUCGUUACCAUCCGACUAAUGCUUGUUAUUAAUCGGGAGGCGUUUGCAGCCUUUUAUCCUAGAGUCAUGACGGCCAUAAUCACAGCACGUAAACAAUACGAAUUGACUAACCAUAUUGUCAGUGGUUUGGAGGAGACAGCCGAAGACAUUGUUAGCGCUUGCAACCCUCCGCAGGUCAUAGACGCAAUUUUAGACUUGCUCGAGACGGAAGAGAGAUCUUUCGAAAGUUACAGGAUGGUUGCUAUGGGUAGCUACAUCCUCAGUGGCCUGUUACGCAGACUAAAUAACCAAAAACUAUAUCUUUCGCAAGCGGAACUAGAAAGACUCGGGAAAUUUGCGAACGAAAACCUGAGGAGUACCCAGCCGGAUGUCCGGCGAGCGAUAAUUGAUUUCUGUCCGGAGCUGUACGAUAUGGUCCAGUCAGAAGAUGCUUUUUGGUCCAUGGUCAAUUCGUCUGUGGAAGACUUCCGGCCGCUGUUGACGUACUACAUCAUGCGACGACCAGAGAAAAUUGGGUGAUACUGAUUGUGGCACUGGUUGUGUUUGGUUGAUCCAUUACUCUUUUUAAUCUGAUAUCUUCAUUUUCCUCUUAUUCUUGUUGUCCGGAAAACUCCCAUUCUUGAUAUCCAUGUCGUCGAUUUUUGAAUUUUCUCAACUGCUAUCCUUUCUAGUAGUUCAGCGUGCGGGUCGCUGAUUGUAUUUUCAUUUUUUUGUUACUAGGUUUGGAGUUUGAAGGUGAGAUGAGAGUUAUCAGCAUUUCGCUACUUCGGGGUGUUUAGGAGGAUAGUUCUAGCGGGUGCUGGGAGCCUGAGAGCUUGUAUGAUACCUUUGUGGAGCGUAUAUGUAUAGCUUUUAUUAAUACCACCCUUUUUAUCCUUCUUGUCCCGUAGGGUGAGGGAAUAGAUUCGUA